Sardina pilchardus (European sardine) is the source of this 1548-nucleotide messenger RNA. It is a transcript of the gene rsl1d1, whose product is annotated as ribosomal L1 domain containing 1. Bases 109 to 1191 code for a protein of 360 amino acids. The transcript has 10 exons. The record is from RefSeq and is a predicted model, not a curated record. Lineage: Eukaryota; Metazoa; Chordata; Actinopteri; Clupeiformes; Clupeidae.
AAGAACUGUGGUGUAAACAAAAAGUUGACUGGAUGUAUGUGACGACAUUUGACGUGGACAAAAUUGAUCUACGCAUGCGUGUUGGAAGUCACACGUGAAGGAGGCAGCAUGGCGGAGCAACAGGGAAAGUUACAACUGGACCAAGCCCAGGUGAAGUCAGCUGUGUUGGCGCUUCAGGCCUUCCUCAAAAGCAAAUCGGCUUCAGAAAGCUUACUUCUGAACGAGAGUCAGCAUAUUUCUCUUAUGUUUACACUAUGGAAGAUCCCAAGGAAAGAACAGACCAUUCGCAUUCCCUUACCACAUGGCAUCCGCACAGAGAACGGUGAGGUGUGCCUCUUCACAAGAGAUGAACCCAACAUGACCUCAGACCAGACGGAGAGGUUUUACAAGAAGCUGCUCACAGAGCGGGGAGUCAAGAAUGUCACAGAGGUGAUGCCUUUUAAGGUGUUAAAGACAGAAUACAAAGCCUUUGAAGCCAAAAGAAGGCUGCUUGGCAACUAUGACCUCUUUCUGUCUGAUGCGCGCGUUCGCCGUCUCCUGCCCUCUCAAAUUGGGAAACAUUUCUAUGAAUCGAAGAAAGCUCCGUUGUCAGUGGACCUGCAGGCUAAGAACCUGGGCCAGAUCAUGGACCGUCUCAUCCAGGGCACCACAAUGACCGUUGGCAAGAAAGGCCCGUGCUGUAUGUCCCGCGUAGCCAACUCAGGCAUGACGACUGAGGAGAUUGUGGAGAAUGUCGUUGCUGCAGUUGACACCAUCACCUCCAAACUGGACAUGGUGGAGAAAGACAAAAUGAUCAAAAUCAUCCACCUGAAGAGCCAGACCUCCGUAGCGCUACCCAUCUACACCUCAGACCUGACUCACCUUGCCCUGGUGGAGGAGGUGCGGAAGAAGGCCUUUGAUGAAAAGAAGAAGUCCAAGAAGAGAAAAGCCCCAGCAGAGAAUACGGAUACGAAAGACGGCGAAGAUGGAAACCCGGAAAAGGAAGAGGACGAAGAUGAUGAAGACAUCCCACAGUUGGUUCCUAUUCAGACAAAGGGCAAAAAAGCCAAGCUGGAGGGGUCAACCAAAAAAGGCCAGAAGAAGGUGACCAAGCCAUUGGCAGGCAGAGGGGGGAAACAAAACAAAACUGGACCUGGUAAAAUGGCCAAGAAAACAAUGAAAGGCCCUGCACAGAAACAGAAACGAAAAUAGCCCAAAUCCUCUUAAAAACAACCAUAUUUGUUUGUCCUCUUGUUGUCAUUGAAUAAAGACUUGUAACCAGCUGCCAGCCUUUGUUACUAUUUAUGUGACAUGAUGGCAAUCAAUGACCUCUUUGUAAAGAAGCAUGCCAUCAAAAUGCUUUAGGACAUUACACAAUUUCCCAUCCACAUGACAUGGUGCGUACUGUAUGGCCAUAUUAUUGCAAUAGAUGUCAGGACUAAACCUUAAACAGCAGAUGACUGCUGGAUGGACUAAAUGGAGACCCACGUGAAAUGCAGCUGAAUCCAUCUUUUUGUAAUGUUUGUUACGUUUAUUUGCUCUGUAAAUAAUAAAAGACAAUAUAGCCUU